AUGACAGAACUUGGUAUCCAUUUUGGAAAGAUUGCCAAAGUGGUUGGAUGCCACCCGGACAAUGACGACACUAUUGACGUACAACUUGUUGAUGAUACACAGGUGAUCCGGCAGUGGCCCAGAUAUCUCCUAUCCAGUCUUACGACCAUUCUUGGAGACGAUCAUAUAUGGCGUCACAUCCUCUCCUUUCUGGGACAAGGCACUGGAUCGAGUGCGAGAAGCGCCUUCCGCUUCCAUUGUCAAGUGGCACAAGUCUGCCAACGAUGGAAACGAAUUGCGGAUGACAACCUCCCUUCCAUUGUAGGACCCAUGCAUGUGGAUCUGGUUCCCACUAUGGGAUGCUGGCAAUUGAUGAAUCCCAUCGUCAAGUGGAUAAACCGACAUGAUUUCCAAAUCAGAUCCCUGCGCAUUUCGGAUUCACCCAGACUCGCUGCUACCGUUAUGGAUCUCCUCGAAAAGAAGCACAAAACAAGAGACUUGCGGAAAGUUGAGUUGGUGUAUACCGCACGCCAAGGAAGACCACCACGCCAAGGAAGAACAGAAGACAACGAUGAUAUCACCGAUGCCACUACUUCUAUGAAGCAACUGGAAGAGGCCAUCGUCAACAAAUGCGAUAACAUUGAGACUUUGUCGGUUCGAUUUCUCGACGGCUUUUUCUCGAGGGGAUACAAUCAAAGCCCCAACCCCGCCUUCUUUCAACUCGGCAUUACGCGGCUGGAACUUAUUUGUGACAACGAAUACAGCAUUGAUCCAUGGUUACAGCUUGUUGAAAAGCUGCCUUGCUUGAGGGAAUUGACAAUCCGGUUUAGGCGAUUUCAUACAUUACAAAGACAUCUCGGCCUCCCAAUAGGAGGCCUGAAUGCUAUGAUGAUCAAAUCAGAGACGUUGGUUUCGAUCGACGUGUCUACAUUGGAUGUGUGGACCUUUUGUGACUGUCCCCAAUUGGAGCGGUUCCGCUCCUCGCGAUCACUCCCUGAGGAUCUCUCCGAACAACAAUUCAACCAAAUUCGGCUACUUGGCAACCUGGAAGUGUUGGCCGAGUCCAUGCCCUUUCUCGGUAUUUCUGUACCGCCGUCAUGUCACCUUGAGACCGCUGUCUUAAAUUUGUUUAUGGGCUAUGACGAGUAUUCUGAACGCUUAAACACACUGAGAAACAUGUAUUUUGAAGAAUGA
This is a messenger RNA of Seminavis robusta, 1173 nucleotides long. The record is from the annotation of a GenBank genome assembly. Lineage: Eukaryota; Bacillariophyta; Bacillariophyceae; Naviculales; Naviculaceae.